Messenger RNA from Grammomys surdaster, 894 nucleotides. RefSeq names its product transmembrane protein 169 (gene Tmem169). The transcript is spliced from 2 exons. NCBI's taxonomy places the organism in Eukaryota, Metazoa, Chordata, Mammalia, Rodentia, Muridae. The record is from RefSeq and is a predicted model, not a curated record. The coding region runs from base 1 to 894 and encodes 297 amino acids.
AUGGACGAGUCGGCACCAGUUGAAAGCCGGAGUCAGCUCCCAAGCCCCCACCACGGCUCACUGAGGAGGGCAGUAGCUGCUGUCCUAGCCAUGGAUGGGGAAUCCACAUUGGGCCGCAGGAAGAAGAGGAGGAAAGACUCUCGCCCGGAAUCCAUCAUCAUCUACCGGUCAGAUAAUGAGAAGACGGAUGAGGAGCCUGAAGAAUCUGAAGGUGGAGAUCGGCCUAAAGAGGAAGAGGGGGAAGACUUUCUGGACUAUCCUGGAGAUGAUGGUGUGUGGAAUGUGCCUCUGGACAGCCGCUAUGUCACACUUACUGGAACCAUCACAAGAGGGAAGAAGAAGGGUCAGAUGGUGGAUAUCCACGUCACUCUGACAGAGAAGGAGCUGCAGGAGCUGACCAAACCCAAGGAGCUGUCAAGGGAAGCAGCACCUGAAGGAAGAAGGGCCUGCCAGGUGGGGGCAGACCAGGGGCCACAUGUGGUCCUCUGGACACUGGUCUGCCUGCCUGUGGUCUUUGUCCUCUCUUUUGUUGUAUCUUUCUACUAUGGCACCAUCACCUGGUACAACAUCUUUCUUGUGUACAAUGAAGAAAGGACCUUCUGGCAUAAGAUUUCCUGCUGUCCGUGCCUCAUUCUCUUCUAUCCAGUGCUCAUCAUGGCCAUGGCCUCUUCCCUGGGGCUCUAUGCCGCUGUGGUCCAGCUCUCAUGGUCCUGGGCAGCAUGGUGGCGAGCUGCCUGUGACAUGGAGAAAGGCUUCUGUGGCUGGCUCUGCAGCAAGCUGGGUCUGGAGGACUGUUCUCCCUACAGCAUUGUGGAACUGCUGGAGUCUGAUAAUAUCUCAGGCAAUCUCUCCAACAAGGACCCCAUCCAGGAUGUAGAAACCUCUACUGUCUAG